Molecule: messenger RNA, 1703 nt
Organism: Dendroctonus ponderosae (mountain pine beetle)
Lineage: Eukaryota; Metazoa; Arthropoda; Insecta; Coleoptera; Curculionidae
Product: golgin-45
Exons: 6
Coding region: 211-1560 (449 amino acids)
Biological process (GO): Golgi organization; Golgi to plasma membrane protein transport
Cellular component (GO): Golgi membrane
Source: RefSeq, a predicted model, not a curated record
ACCCAGUGUUCCGAACCCUGGGUAGUGUUGGAUUCUUACCAACUAAAAAAUCCCCUUUUUGGUACUACGAGUUUUCGGGAGUUAUCCUUUAAAACUUGUAGUUCUCUCUAAGAAUUUGUCAGCUCCGGCAUCCGUAUGCCAUAGCAUCGCAUUCUCUCCAUGCUAGCUGCUUGCUAGCAUGAGCAUCUUAUUAAUUUACACCUUACUUCUAUGUGCAUGCUAAUUGCUACCACAGAUUACAGAGUACCGCUGUGGUCUGUGUUUACUACUAUCUCUACAUACAUUGUAAUCUUGCAAUGGAAGGAUGCAUUGCUAUUUUUGCCUGGCAACCUUUUAAGUCCAAUUAUCACUAAGAGCUUUCCCAUAAGAACUCUUGGUGAUGGAAUGGAGAAGUUACCUUCCAACGUUGUAGAAGUAUUACAUAUCACACCCUCAAGCAAUAUUUUAAAGUCUAUGAAACCGGUGGAGCCAGCUUCGAAAGUUAUAAAUCUAGUUCCAAAAUUUGUUCCUCAAGAUAAAAAGGUCUCAAGCCUGAUGGGUUCUAAGCCGAAAGAGCCUAGGUUUGUUCCGUAUGAACCGUAUAAAGCAGCCGUGCAACCUAUGAAGGUUCUAAAGACAAAAAGAAAACGUAUCACCGGUACUACUGUUGAGGGCAAACCUUCAAAAAAUAAUGUGGAAAUUCAAGAAUUGGUUCAUCAAAUGUCUGAGAUGAGAAUGAGGGAAAUUGAUAAAUUACAAUUAACAACCUUAAAAGAAGAUGACCUGAUACCUAGGCAGCUAUGGCAAAAAGAGAAAGACGCAUAUGAAGCAGAUAUUAAAAAUUUGAAGGAAACUAAGGCUCACUUGGAAAAUCAGCUGAAGUUUCAAGCUCAAGUGAACAGUGAACUGAAAACUCUGUUAGUUGCUGCUGUUGGUGAGGAUUUAGAGUCUAGAGUUCAGCAUCUAACUGAAGACAAACUUUCCUUAGCCAGGGCGUUGCUCAAUUCAGCCAAUCAUUUAACAUCCCAUCAAGAGCAGACGGAAUGGUUAAGUGGCCAAUGUGAGGUAUGGAGAAGCAAGUUUUUAGCCUCGAGUCUGAUGGUGGAAGAGUUGGCAAGGUGGAAGUCGGCCUUAACGAAGCGAAUUAAUGACCUACAGAAUGUAAUCAAAUCCAUAUUGAGUGAUCACUAUAAACUUCAAAAGCAGAUGAUGACCACAUUUAGCAAUUUGAAAGGUGUUUCGGAAACAUACAACUCUACCAAAAGUUACAAUUUAAAAACUGGCGAUAUUAUGGAAUUGGGAUUCAGCAUCCAGAAUUUAUCCGAAGAGGUUGCCGAUAUUAUUGGUGUGGAUCAAAAACUGAAAAUUGUUGACGAAAAACUUGUAAAUGCUUACUCCCCGACAGAAAAAGUAGCUUUAAAGGUAUUGAAACAUCCGCUAAGCAUAACAUCUUCGCAAGAUGUUUUGUGUAAUGCCUUAGUAGGAGCUGCUCAUUCAAUGUCUGGAGAUCAGCGCUUCGUAUCAAAUCAAUUCCUACAUCCGUGUUGUUCACACUGUGUAGGCGAAGCGCAAGAUAUUUGACGGAUGUAUUGCAUUUUCGAAGAUGAAAAGUUGGUUGAAUGUCCAGUAAUGUUAUGGCUUAUUGAUUUCCGUUUUAGAGUUGUAAUAUAUUUCAUUGUAAAAUUUUUGUUUAACGAGUAAUUAUUAUACUUUCAUUUAACCUA